AUGAACAUGGAAAAACAAGGCCGCGAUAGCGUUCUCCAUUCCCUAUACCUACGAGUUAAAGAGUAUAAACAUGUCUUCUUAUCUCUCGACGACCUCAAAGCACUUGGGAUUCAAGCUUCCCAGGUUGAAACAUCUCAGGAUGGGGACAUACAUUUCAAUCCGUGCUUCUUCCAGCCUUACCCAGAACGAGUGCUCCAAAAAUAUCCACUCGACAAUCCGAACGGCAUAACUGACCUCAACUGUCCAGACCUCGACUAUUUUCUGAGAAAAGUUGAACGAGAAUAUCCAGACCAAAAGUACCCUAUCAUAAAAGCAAAGUCUUUGUACAAAAAAUACUUGAGUUCCUGGCCCGAGGACCAGUGGGAACUGAGAGCCCUUGAAACAGAAACUCAUGUGGAGUGCCAAAUUUCGUCCCUCCGAAAGGGAAGCACAGGGCUUUUCUUCACUGGAGAUUUGACAGAAUUUCAAUCUUGCAAGAAACACUAUGAAAGGAAACACGGGGACCCUGGUGACUUUGAAUCUGGCUUUCCGUAUGAAAUUUGCUGGACAGUGAGGUCUAGGGCAGAUCUUUGUGAUACUAUCUCUCCCAGACCACAUAGCAUCGUGUGCACUACCGCAGCCGUUCCCGCAAGCGAUGCCCACCAGUGCCUUGCUAUCCAUGAAGUUAGAGCAAUUGUAUACUUGAUGCUCCCUCGAGUCUCUCACGGACGCUUUAAACACGCACAUAUCCACCCAGUGAGUUUACGUUUUCGUACUUAUAACCUCAGGUUCACAACACUGACGAUAUUUAGCUCUUGCUUAUUUCAUACACGGGUCGCAAGCAUGGUCGGAUCAUCUAAGCCUCCUAUGAUGGUGAGCUCACUAUACAAUAUUCUCAGCUGUGGAGCUUUCGGAGUGAAGCUACGGCGCCGGUGGAGCUGUUUGUUCGCUACUAUCUGA
Molecule: messenger RNA, 939 nt
Organism: Penicillium canescens
Lineage: Eukaryota; Fungi; Ascomycota; Eurotiomycetes; Eurotiales; Aspergillaceae
Exons: 2
Coding region: 1-939 (312 amino acids)
Source: RefSeq, a predicted model, not a curated record